AUGGCGCCGCUCGUCCCCGUCUUCUCCGCCGAAACCCUCCCUGACCAUGUCAACACUGUCCGCCGCAAUUUUCAAGAGAAGCGCCGCAAAGGUCCCGCGAUCGAUUUGAAGGAGUGUGCGCUGCUGGAGAUGAUGCAAUACUCGUGCAAUCCACCGCAAGAUGGUAUUCCGCAGCCGGGGGCGGUUGUCUGCAAACCUGUUGUGCGCUUAUUCCGGCGAUGUGCUGGCGGAUUGACGGUCGAGACAACCUCGUGGGAACCACUGCGAAUAGCGGAGGAAGAGGCGGCGCAUAAACGGGAGGCCGAAAGGAGAAAGUGA
This is a messenger RNA of Penicillium riverlandense, 318 nucleotides long. RefSeq lists its product as uncharacterized. Gene Ontology annotation, cellular component: mitochondrial inner membrane peptidase complex. Bases 1 to 318 code for a protein of 105 amino acids. The transcript has 2 exons. The record is from RefSeq and is a predicted model, not a curated record. Lineage: Eukaryota; Fungi; Ascomycota; Eurotiomycetes; Eurotiales; Aspergillaceae.